Molecule: messenger RNA, 465 nt
Organism: Colletotrichum higginsianum IMI 349063
Lineage: Eukaryota; Fungi; Ascomycota; Sordariomycetes; Glomerellales; Glomerellaceae
Product: LSM domain-containing protein
Exons: 4
Coding region: 1-465 (154 amino acids)
Biological process (GO): mRNA splicing, via spliceosome; spliceosomal snRNP assembly
Cellular component (GO): spliceosomal tri-snRNP complex; SMN-Sm protein complex; U2-type prespliceosome
Molecular function (GO): RNA binding
Source: RefSeq, a predicted model, not a curated record
AUGCGGCCCCCGAUAAGCAUCUUAUCUACACGUGACUCCACCCAAAUUUGGAUCUUCCCAAUCGGCCAGGCUGCAGGGCAGAACAGAGCUCCGUCGAUCGCGUCGCAAAGCUCAUUUCGCGCGACAUCAAUCAUCAGAUCGGUCAGCCUGCCCGCCCAACCGCCUCUCUACCACCGCCACCACAUUUAUACAUACUCCCAUACAUACAAGAUGGCGCCCGCACAGCCUGAGCUAAAGAAGUACCUUGACAAGAGACUGUUCGUCCAACUGAACGGCAGCCGCAAGGUUAUCGGCGUUCUCCGCGGUUACGAUGUUUUCCUGAACAUUGUGUUGGACGAGGCAGUCGAGGAGAAGGAGGGCGGCGAGAAGGUCCGAUUAGGCAUGGUCGUCAUCCGCGGCAACUCGGUCGUCAUGCUCGAGGCUCUCGAAAGGAUCGGCGGCGACGACCGCAACCACCAGCGGUAA